GAAAAGAUGACACAAAUCAUGUUCGAGACUUUCAACGUCCCAGCCAUGUACGUUGGAAUUCAAGCUGUCCUUUCAUUGUAUGCCUCUGGUAGAACAACUGGUAUUGUCAUGGAUUCUGGUGAUGGUGUUUCUCACUGCGUCCCAAUCUAUGAAGGUUUCUCACUCCCACACGCCAUCCUCAGAAUUGAUCUUGCUGGUCGUGAUCUUACUGACUACCUCAUGAAGAUCUUGACUGAAAGAGGUUAUGCUUUCACCACAACUGCUGAAAGAGAAAUUGUCAGAGACAUCAAGGAGAAGCUCUGCUAUGUUGCUCUUGACUUCAACGAAGAGAUGCAAAAGGCUGCUUCAUCAUCAGAACUCGAGAAAUCAUACGAACUUCCAGAUGGUCAAGUCAUCACCAUUGGAAACGAGAGAUUCAGAUGCCCAGAAGCACUCUUCCAGCCAUCAUUCCUUGGUAUGGAAGCAUCAGGUAUCCAUGAGACAACUUACAACUCAAUCAUGAAGUGCGAUGUCGAUAUCAGAAAGGACUUGUACGGAAACAUCGUCUUGUCUGGUGGAACAUCAAUGUACCCAGGCAUCAACGACAGACUUGAGAAGGAGAUGGUUGCUCUUGCGCCACCAACAAUGAAGAUCAAGGUCAUUGCACCACCAGAGAGAAAGUACUCUGUCUGGAUUGGAGGCUCAAUUCUUGCCUCAUUGUCCACUUUCCAAAACAUGUGGAUCACCAAGGAAGAGUACGACGAGUCUGGCCCAGCCAUCGUCCACAGAAAGUGCUUCUAA
Messenger RNA from Entamoeba invadens IP1, 780 nucleotides. RefSeq names its product actin, putative. The annotation marks the transcript as partial. Lineage: Eukaryota; Evosea; Mastigamoebida; Endamoebidae. The record is from RefSeq and is a predicted model, not a curated record. The transcript has a single exon.